AUGACGAGAAAGGUAAUUAUGAGCUUGAGUCCGGGCAGAAUUCAUGAGUGGAGAGAGAAGCUGACCGAGAGGUUCUCCUACAUAGCCAUCGACCCCGAGAUUAACGUCACUGUUCUCGAGAGUAACCGCGAACAUCACCGUGAGUAUGUGCCCAGAGAUUCCCGCAGUAUGCAGCAUGUGCAUGUCCUCCACCUGUCCAUAGGCAAGAACAUGCGCGUAACCUGCGGCCAUCCCGAUGAUGCUGGCGAUAAAGCUGUCGACCGAGGACACGCCCUGCGCUCUGAGGCCGACAACGGCCCCGGCUGCUUCCUGAAAGAAGCACGCCAUUGCGGUAAAGAAAACGCCGCCGAACAUAAAUCCGACUUGCACAGCGAGCAUAUCGCCUGCGCAAAGAGACGACAAUACGGUCACUCUGCCAGUCUAGUCGUGAAUACAACUCACAUCUUCCACGCGGCAUACCAAUCCGCCCGUGCCGCCACAUCGACGCCAAACGACUACCGCUCAGAAGGCCCUGCUACUUCCGAUACCGAGCCCAGCAUACUCCUCUUUCAGUGUGCCUCCGCCAAAGCGUCCUAG
Messenger RNA from Trematosphaeria pertusa, 576 nucleotides. RefSeq lists its product as uncharacterized. Lineage: Eukaryota; Fungi; Ascomycota; Dothideomycetes; Pleosporales; Trematosphaeriaceae. The transcript has 2 exons. Bases 1 to 576 code for a protein of 191 amino acids. The record is from RefSeq and is a predicted model, not a curated record.